Homalodisca vitripennis (glassy-winged sharpshooter) is the source of this 4413-nucleotide messenger RNA. RefSeq names its product palmitoleoyl-protein carboxylesterase NOTUM (gene Notum). Bases 1 to 1503 code for a protein of 500 amino acids. The transcript has 12 exons. NCBI's taxonomy places the organism in Eukaryota, Metazoa, Arthropoda, Insecta, Hemiptera, Cicadellidae. Gene Ontology annotation, molecular function: hydrolase activity. The record is from RefSeq and is a predicted model, not a curated record.
AUGAUUAAAUAUGGAUAUAACCUAAGGGUACUGGCCAAUUGUUGCGGGCUGACAGAACCGAAGGGACUGAAUCGAGUCAACCUGACAGGAGAUUCGGUCUGCAAUGAUGGCUCCCCUGCGGGAUACUAUUUGAGACAAUCCCACGGCAGUAGGAGGUGGAUCAUAUUUUUGGAAGGAGGUUGGUACUGCUAUGAUCAGAGGAGCUGCCAUAAUCGAUGGCAUCGGAUGAAUCAUCUAAUGUCAUCUAGGCAGUGGCCGGAAACCAGAAACGUUGGAGGUUUAUUAUCUUCGAAUCCCGAAGAAAAUCCGUAUUGGUGGAAUGCUAACCAUGUGUUUGUUCCAUACUGCUCGAGUGACGUGUGGAGUGGGCGCAGGCGUGCCGACCCGAGCUCAGACUCAAAGUUCAGUUUCAUGGGUGCUGUUAUAGUACAACAGGUCGUCAAGGACCUUCUUACCCGCGGCAUGGAGUCAGGUGUCUCUCUGCUUCUGGCCGGCAGCAGUGCCGGAGGUAUGGGAGUCAUGCUGAACAUGGACUCAGUCAAGGCAGUGUUGCGCUCUCACCCGCACAUUGCUCUGCGCGGGAUAUCCGAUUCUGGCUGGUUCCUGGAUCGGCCACCCUACACGCACGACAGUGAGGGCCUCGCACCUGUGGAUGCGCUCAAACAUGGCAUCCUGUUGUGGGACGGCCAGAUUCCCACCAAAUGCCGUGAGGUCUACAGCUAUGAGCCAUGGCGUUGCUAUUUUGGCUAUCGUCUCUACCAGACACUGUCAACACCACUGUUUGUGUUCCAAUGGCUGUUUGAUGAGGCCCAGAUGACAGCGGACAAUGUGGGCACUCCGGUCACCAAGCAGCAGUGGGACUACAUCCACAAGAUGGGUGACAGCCUCAGGAACACAUUCCAAAACGUUACGUCAGUAUUUGCACCAUCGUGUAUCUCUCACUCUGUGUUGACGAAGCGUGACUGGAGAGUGCUGCGUAUAGAUGACGUCACACUGCCUCAGGCCCUCCGCUGCUGGGAGUUGCAAAUUCAGUUUCCAGGCAUCUCCUUCCGCAAGAAAGACAGUGCAGUGAGUAUGCUUUCCGACUCACCCCUGUAUAACAGCAGGUCAGCCAGGAACCUAACCCGAGCUGCAGGCCCCCAUCAGUGGGCCCCUCAGACCACCCAAAGGAAACGCAGACGCAGGAAAAACAGAAAUAAGAACAGAGGAAAGAAGCGAAAAGAGAGGAGAGGAAACAAGAUGCGUCCUCAGAGAUCAGCUGUGGGUAGGGAGCAGGCGUGCCAACAUCGUCUGAUAGAAAGGUGCUCUUGGCCGCAAUGCAACCAUUCGUGUCCCAAACUGCGGAAUCCGUUCACAGGUGAAGAGAUGGACUUCAUAGAACUACUAAAAUCCUUCGGUCUGGACAUGAUGAGUGUCGCUAAUGCUUUAGGGAUAGACAUCAACACCCUCAACAACAUGGACCCUGAAGAGCUCCUGAACUUGCUGACCCAACAGGCCAGCUGAACCUGCUAACCUUCCAUCAAGUUGCUUGUAGUACAAACCACUGAAUCUCAUUCAGCGCAAAUCUUUUACAGGCUGUUUUUCAUUUAUUUUUGUUGUAUUUUUACCCUGAAGAAAAUAAUGAGCUGCCAACUAAAGUUGAAAAUAUCUCUUCUGGCAAAGUUGGAAAAUAAGCUAGGUAUAUUUUAAUGUGUGGUUGUCAUCUUGGUUUAAAUAUCAAAAUGAAGAUAUGUCAUGUAGGAUAACUUGUACAAUACGGACAGUAUGCUAAAUAUUCCUAAAUAUUCAAUGGUUGGCAAAUAUUAUAAUAAAAAAUUUAGAAACUACAUCAUCAUGAAAUCUCACAUCAUUAUUUUUAAGAGAUCAUUUUCGGUCUAGGCUAUGAAAUAAUUGACAUUUUCUACAUUUUUCCUAAAAUGCAAACAAUUGCUACCUUGAAAUAUUUUAUUGGUUGAGAAUGACUAACAAAUACAUCCAAUCCAUCUGUAUACAUGUAAUAAAAGUAAUAUUUCUAUACAAAUAUUUUAUUUGUAGUCAAAUAAAUUGAAAAAUUUAGUUAUGCUGUGUAAAUUUUGUACAUAAUUAUAGAUUAUUUAUAAUGUAAAUACGCCUCAUAACUUUAAGUAAUACUACUAUACUCAUUACCUACCAUGAGCUCUGGAAAUUAUUUUUAUAUCCUUAUUCGUUAAUAUUUGGUGUCCUAGGUAGAGCUAUAUUAUACCAAAGGAAAGAUAUUAAUUAUUGUUUGUAAGUUUUGUAUCUACACUUGUUUAUUUUUGUGAAUACUAAAAUAUUAAUUUAGUAUAAAUUUGUUAUCAAUUAUUGAAUUCUGUGUUGUAUUGUUUAUAUUUAUUUUAUGACUAAUUAUAGGAUUUAAAUUUAUUAAUAUUUUUGUAAAUAACAGAAUUUAAUUGAUGAAUUAAUGAAAACUUAGUUUCCACAGAUUAGAGUAUAUGUCUACAAAAUUGCAGCUUUUUGUGGAGAUAAAAAUAAACACAUACAAUGGAGUAUAGAAGGGUCCUACAGAACCUAACAGUCUUGCCAACCAAUCCAACAAAGUAAAUUCAUCACUUAUGCUGUCACAUUAUCAUAAGAGAUUGAAGCAGUGGUAAUGCAUUUAUUGCCUUAUUUUAUGAAAUGUCAUAUAAUAGUGUUUAGUUUGUUUAUUAAUUUGUUUAUUAGAAAGUUUUAUUUUUACACUUAAUUGUGAUCUGUUGAACCCAAAAUCAAUAGAGUUCUUCCUCGGACGAAGUGGAAAAUUUGUACUAAGUUUUAAGUCUCUAAGACCUCACUAACAAGUGUUAUUGCAUGGAAGCAUAGACCUACAGAAAACAACAUAUUUUGUAAGAAAACAUGGUUCAUGGUUGGGUCAUUAAAAAUUUGUAAUGAUUUUAAAAUGUUUCAUUACAUUUUUAGUUUUUAAUUUGAUCACAAUAAAUAACUGUUGAAGAGCUUGAUCACAACAAUAUUUACUUAGGCCUUUUUGUUAUCAAUUCUAUAAAAUGAAACACAUUAUUUUAGUUUACAGUACAUUAUUUUUCCACUGGAUGAAUUAAAGACAAUCCAAACCUAAAUACUUUACUGAGGUAAGAACUAGGAUCGGUAAAUGGUAGUUCCUAGGUCUAUCCAUAGGAUUGCGCUGUGAACUGAGUUCCAGUGAGAAUUUUUUAUUUUAUGUCUUCUUUGGCAAGAACAAUUGUCAAGAGUUGUUUUACCAUCAGUGCGUAUAAGCAAUAGAAUAUGGGGUGUGGACGUAUAAAUACAUAAGCAUGUUUCAAUGCCUGUAAUUACUGAACAUGUCUUCUUAAAAGCCACCUGUACUAACGGCCAUCUUGGUUUUGAGCUCCAUGAGAACUAUGUUAUGGUUAAAACAAUUUCAUGGCUUUGUUUUUAUCAUCAGUUUAUUAAAAAUGUCUCAUUUUAAAGAUUUGAUUAGUACACAUUCAAACACUUUAUUUUUUUGAAUAAUUGUUUAUUUAGAAAAAAAGAACUCAAAUGCAUUUGGAUGGUAUAAAUGACAUUCUAAUCUAUUACAGAUUAUCGACUGCUCUGAACAUCUUUGCAUAAAGUGGGUCAAAAGCACCAUCCAUGUUCUACCAGUGGCCACUUAGCUCAAUAUGACUCCUAUCUUAUUUUAUAAGACCAGAUAAGAUAUCUAGAAGCUAUGUUUUACAGGUUGGCUAUCAAAUUAUAAUUAGAUAGCAAAACUGAUGCCAAUUGAAGUGUCAUAAUUCUGGUUAUAUUGAGUUUCUAUAUUUUUUUUCAGGUACUGAUUUAGUUAUGGAGUUUGAUUCAAGUUUGUCUGAAGAUUUUAUUUAAUUAUUAAUUAUUAGAGGGCAGUAGUGAGGCUAGUGGAAGUGAUUGUUGUACAUGUAGUUGUAAUGAUAUUGUCCACACUUUUCAACAUGUCCAUGAUCCAGGACACGCUCUAUUGCUAUCCACUUUAAGCAAGGACGUUGAUGAGAAACAACUUAGUGGCGUAUAACAAAAUAACUUGCACCCCUGGUGCCAACUAUACCAAUUGAUAAAAAAGCAGCUUCAGUAAAUAUAGUAAAAACUAAUUAAGUGAGUCACUUAAUUAGUGAGAUUUUUAUUCUCGAGUAAUUACAAAGAACACAAUAAUAAAUGUAAAUCAAGGUAACAAAGAGAAUUGUAUUUGGUUAAGACAAUAAGCAAGUAUAAAGACAACAGUACACAUCAAGUACAAAAAGUUUUAGAGCGUAAGUUAGAAGUCAGUAUUAAUAUCUAAGGAAACUAAACUAGAGUGUAUGUAUUUAUUUACCAACUUAGUGUUAAGCUACUGGACUGUUAGAGUAUCAGUGAUCACCUACCUCUUUAGCAUAAGUUGUAUACAGUAAUUAUUUAUAUACUACCUAAUAAUAUAUAGAUAUACUUUUGUAGAAAGUACAAAUA